Molecule: messenger RNA, 2222 nt
Organism: Pomacea canaliculata
Lineage: Eukaryota; Metazoa; Mollusca; Gastropoda; Architaenioglossa; Ampullariidae
Product: cyclin-G2-like
Exons: 7
Coding region: 570-1412 (280 amino acids)
Biological process (GO): mitotic cell cycle phase transition; regulation of cyclin-dependent protein serine/threonine kinase activity
Cellular component (GO): cytoplasm; nucleus; cyclin-dependent protein kinase holoenzyme complex
Molecular function (GO): cyclin-dependent protein serine/threonine kinase regulator activity
Source: RefSeq, a predicted model, not a curated record
UCAGCGCCAAGAUUCGAAACACGUCCCCGGUAGCGUAACCAGAGACGCAGCUACUUUGAUUAUUUAUCCUAAUGCGACUGUCUCAGCGGGGAUUAUAUCUCUUAAAGUGAUAAUAUUUUUUGACAGAUGUAGCUAUUGAACAGUAUGUAAUUUACAAGUGUGAAACCAUAAAAAGUAUAUGUUGGAAAAAAGCAAGAACUAUAUAGGAGUUCCUCAUCAUCGACACGGACAAAGAAGGAAACUAUACAUAUAUAUAAAUUAGCUUCAACACUUUUUUUGAAGGGCAGAAUGGCAUACGCUUCGUUAUCAACGAGGCACGACUGUAUGACAUUGAUGAAAUCGGAUGUAGCCAAAUUGAAAAAACUGAUGCAGCUUCAGGCACACCAGCUCCAACGGUCUCACUGCUUGAAGACUAAGACUGCUAUUACACAAAGUAUGUCACACGAAAGCAAGAAGUUCAGGAAAAAGUACUUUCAACAAAUUCAAGCUCUUCACUAUUACUAUGCUGGUUCACAUGGUACAUUUUCUAUUGCUAUAACAACACUGGACUUUCUAGUUCCAAAGUAAAGAUGAAAAGCACAGAUGAGAAACUGAUUGGAUGCUUGUCAGCAGCUUGCUACUUAAUAGCCAGUAAAUUUGUAGAUGAUGAGACCAGUGCAACAGUAUCCUCACUAGUUGCUCUACACUUGAACCAGUGGACACCAAAUGAUCUUCGUCGAAUGGAAAAAUGGGUUCUUCAGAAACUUAGCUGGCAAGUUCCUUCUUGCACAUAUUUGAAUUUCCUUCAACACAUCUAUGCCAUCAUAAACAGGGCUGGAAUAUGUUUACCAGAUCUUGAGGUCCUCAUCAGAAGAGCAGCAAUCUGCAUGCAGGAAGACUCUACUUUAAUACUGAAGCCAUCUUCGUUAGCUCUAGGUGUGACUGAGUACAGCCUGCAGACAGUAGCUGAUGCUCAUAUGGUGUAUUAUCUUAUUAUGGAGAUCCAAAGCAUUCUUCAGAUUUGUGAUUCAGAGCUUUAUGAAUGUUCAAGCAUCUUGCAGUGUAAAGAUGGCACAUCUGCAGAAGUUAGUAUAGUAAAACCAGUUUUUCCUGCCAAGAAGUACCACAGGCUAAGUUGGGAAGGAAGUUCAGAACUACAAACCAUCACAGAGGAGGGAGUUGAUGAAGAAGCACAACUUUGUGACCAGACAUUUUUAGACUUCUGUAAAACAGGUGUAUUGGAGGACAAGAAGGAGCUUGACAAAUCCAUUGAACAGAACAUUUUACUCAAUACAGACCACACAUACUUUUCAUCCAGAGAGUCUUCAGAUAAAACUGAGGGCAUUCCUUGUAAUCCGAAGAUCAAAUGCCACAUUCCUAUCAAAUCUUUUGCAGAACUAUCUGUCAGAAGACUUGGUGUUUCAGUGCACUGAUGUUCCUGCUUAAACUCCUUAAUUUAUUAUAUAUUUAUGUGCAAAGGGACAAACAAUUAUAAUUAUUGGGGUCAGGAACAAACCAACAAGCAAUUUGAAGUGAUAUAUCAAAAGUGUUGGUGCUAACUUAUUUCUAUGCUGGAUAAAUUUACUUCCAUUUACAAAAGGAAAGGAAAUACAAGAUGAAGAAUUUAGAUAGAGUUAUUGUUCUGGUGCUGGUAGAUUUUACGAACAUAAAUGCUAUAGUUUUAACACUUGGGCUGUCUUGUAACCUAUUCCUCCAUUUACGUAUCGUUAAAAUGAGAAUGUGUGCAAUAAAUCAGUAAGCAAGUUACCAUUUUUGCUUAGCCAAUUAUUACACUUGCUUUCAAGAUAACUGACUCAACAUUAAGUGGCAGCAUUCAAUUAUCUUGGCAUUAAACCAUAGCAUUACCUGGGCCCAUAAUUAAAAAUGAUGAGUAUUCAGAGAGGUUAACCCUAGAGUCUGAUAAGGUUACCCUGAGCAGUGUUCAGGCUUUAACUAUUUUUGUUUUGAGCGAUGCUCGUAGUUGAUGCCAACGAGGUUCAUAUUAUUUUAGCUUUAAUCAUGUGUCUUGAAAGUCCUAGAUUAAGAACAUUUACAAUGAACAUUCAAGAACUGCCUUUUCCAUAUCUUUCAUGUUUUCUUUUUUAUAACUUGGUUUUAAGCCUUGGAUAACUUUUUAUCAAAGAUGUGUAAAAUUUUAACUCUAGAUAUUUACUUGAGUGUAUAGGUUGUGUAAAAUUGCAUGUCUGUCAACUUACAAAUGUUAUUAAAAAGAUGAGUAUGUA